Molecule: messenger RNA, 563 nt
Organism: Acaulospora colombiana
Lineage: Eukaryota; Fungi; Glomeromycota; Glomeromycetes; Diversisporales; Acaulosporaceae
Source: the annotation of a GenBank genome assembly
ACAAUACUGCUCGCUCCGAACAGUUCAUCCCUUCCUCGGUAGACCCUUCUUCGACCAUCUCCAGCCCUAUCGAGCCCACGACUCCUCAAAUCGCCCAAAUUCAAGGAACGGUUCCAAUCCUCAAAGUCUCGACCAAGAAUAACACGUCUUCGCUUGCCUCUCUCACUCCCGAAGAGAGGAUUCAGAAGCUUCGUGACCGUCGACACGUCGUAGCAUGCUUGUUCUGUCGUGGACGCAAGAUUGCGUGCCACCCCGAGCCUACUGAAGAGAGCACUGCAGCUCCUUCCAGGUCUGCGUCUCCUGAUGGUUAUCCACGCUCUGCACCUGAAAAGAGGGCGCCAUGCGGGGAAUGCGUCUAUCCCGAGCGCACGCCACGCACUUCUCGUCGCCGUCGCGCGAGAGAGCAAGCUACAGCCGCCAAUGCUGUAGCUAUUGCUGCCUCGCUCCAAGAAGUGCGCGAGAACGCUCGUGCCGAAUCUCAAUCUCAACCUCGCAUCCGCGUCCAGAUACCCCAACAACAACACAUCCUCCCGCGACCGGUAGCACCUACUUACGCCCGUUGA